GAACUCUAUAUAUAGUGGUCUCUUCUCUCCUCCAUUUCAGCUCAUAGCCCCCCACUUCACUUCAUCUCUAGCUCUCUGCCCUUAUAACACCUACGCCGUUAUUAGUUGCUAUCAAUCUUUGAAUCGAAUUAGAAACAUCGAUCUAUCGCUAGCUUGCUGUCUAGUUAGUCAGAGAAGAAACAAUUAACGUACAGUACACCGUUGGGGAUCGGAUCGCCAUGGCUUUCUGCGGCGGUUUCCUGGAGAAGGCCAAGCCUUACAUCGCCAUGAUCUCCCUGCAGUUCGGCUACGCCGGAAUGAACGUGCUCACCAAGGUCUCCCUCAACGGCGGGAUGAGCCACUACGUGCUCGUCGUCUACCGCCACGCCUUCGCCACCGUAGCCAUUGCUCCCUUGGCCCUCAUCCUCGAGAGGAAGGUGAGGCCGAAGAUGACGCGGUCGAUCUUCUUCCAAAUCUUCGUCCUGGCGCUGCUCGGACCGGUGAUCGACCAGAAUUUCUACUACCUGGGCCUCAAGUACACCGGCCCGACGUUCGCCUGCGCGAUGAGCAACAUCCUGCCGGCGAUGACCUUCGUCAUGGCCGUGAUCUUCAGGAUGGAGAAGAUAGAGCUGAAGAAGGUCCGUUGCCAGGCGAAGAUAUUGGGGACGGUGGUGACUGUGGCCGGCGCGAUGCUGAUGACGCUGUACAAGGGCCCGCUUAUGGAGCUGGCAUGGACGAACAGGCACGGUAGCGGCGGUGCCGCUGCCGCAGACGCCCCCGCGGCCGCCGUGGACGCCAAGGAGUGGUUCCUGGGCUCCGUGUUCGUCAUCAUCGCCACCCUGGCCUGGGCCGGGCUCUUCAUCCUCCAGACCCAUACCAUCAAGCAGUACUCGGCCCAGCUCUCCCUCACCACCCUCAUCUGCUUUGUCGGCGCGCUCCAGGCGGUCGUCGUCACCCUAGUCAUGGACCGCCGCCCCUCCAUCUGGGCCAUCGGCUUCGACAUGAACCUCCUCGCCGCCGCCUACGCCGGGAUCGUGACGUCGAGCCUGGCGUACUACGUGCAGGGGCUGGUGAUCCAGAAGACGGGGCCGGUGUUCGCGUCGGCCUUCAGCCCGCUGAUGAUGAUCAUCGUGGCAGUCAUGGGCUCCUUCAUCCUGUCCGAGAAGAUAUACCUCGGGGGCGUCCUGGGCGGCGUGGUGAUCGUGGUGGGGCUCUACGCCGUGCUCUGGGGCAAGCACAAGGAGACGCAGGAGAAGGAGGCCGACGCCAAGACCGCUCUGCCUGUGGCUGCUGCCUCCGCCAAGGGAGACGUCGCCGCGACAAUGGAGAUAACCGGUGCCGGGGACGAGAAUGUGGCAGGGGUGAGAUCAUUCUCCAAUGGACGUGGAGGCGGAUCAGCUGUUUGAUUCAUGGACCGAGAAAAGUCCAAUAGUUUGCAUUGUGUGCUAGCUCUUGACAUGAGAGAAGUUGUGUAGGUAGGUGCAUGCUAGCUCUGGACUGCUCGAUCGUCCACGACGCACGCACUAGGGGUGCCCGGUUGGUUGGAAUGAUGGAUCGAGGUCUUUAAUUUGCUACGUAUCGUCUUGUUCUCCGUCGGUUAA
Brachypodium distachyon (stiff brome) is the source of this 1580-nucleotide messenger RNA. RefSeq names its product WAT1-related protein At5g07050. NCBI's taxonomy places the organism in Eukaryota, Viridiplantae, Streptophyta, Magnoliopsida, Poales, Poaceae. Gene Ontology annotation, molecular function: transmembrane transporter activity. Gene Ontology annotation, cellular component: plasma membrane. The transcript is spliced from 5 exons. The record is from RefSeq and is a predicted model, not a curated record. The coding region runs from base 219 to 1385 and encodes 388 amino acids.